AUGUCAUUCUUGAGGAAUUUCUUCGGCACCUCCGCCACGCCAGUUGUUGAGGAGGCAAAAGACAAGAAGACCCCCAUUCGCGCCCUUCCCGCGCCCUGGUACACCUCUCAGGCUAUGUAUGAGCUGGAACGCCGAGCUAUCUUCUCCCGAAAGUGGCUCCUCACCACACACAAGGCCCGCGUCCCCAAUGCCGGCGACUGGGUCCGCUAUGACGCUGCUGGCUACGAGUUCGUUGUUGCUAAGGACCACGAAGGCGAGAUCAAGGCUUUCCUUAGCGAGGAUCUCUCGCCCGCCCAUGUGCACCUCGACAAGAAUGGAUUCGUCUGGGUGAACCUGGACUCAUCUGAAACCCCAGAGGUUGCCUGGAAGGAUGACUUUGAGGGCGCUGAUGAGCAGCCCCGCUUCCAAUACUACAACUUUGACGAGUAUAACUUCGACCACACCUGGGAUAUGGAGGGAGCAUUCAACUGGAAGAUUCUCGCCGAUAACUAUAAUGAAUGCUACCACUGCCAAGUCGCCCACCCCGACAUUCCCACAAUUGCCGACCUUAACUCUUAUUACGUCAAGCCCAAGGACGGCCACAUUCAGCACUACGGUGCUCCACGAGAGGAUCAGAUCGCCAAAGGAUUCCGCAUUGCCACCACUUACUUCUGGCCAAAUGCCUCUUUCAAUAUCUCUCCCAACUUCUUCUUCAUGCAGCGUUUCACUCCUGUUAGCCCAACCCAUUGUGUGAUGCGCUAUGAGGUCUACCGUCACAAGGAUGCCACCGACGAGGCUUUCAGCGUCAUUAGUGACAUGUACAAGCGGAUCAUGUCCGAGGACAAGUACCUCUGCAUCGGUACCCAAAAGAACAUCAACGCCGGUGUCUUCGUCAACGGUUUGCUCCACCCCGAGAUGGAGCUGGGUCCGCUCCACUUCCAGAAGACAGUGCGCGAGGUCGUCAUGGAACACCGCAAGAGGGAAGAGGAGGUCGGUCACGAGAUCUGGCCUGCAGCAGAUCGCACCCCUCAAGAAACAAGCGUCAGCGAGGAGGAGCCUAUUGCAUUCCAAACCGGCUCCGAGAGUUACUUGAGUGAAAAGAACGACUUCAAUGUCACCGUGACUCCGCUGGUCAGCGUCUAG
Molecule: messenger RNA, 1122 nt
Organism: Penicillium waksmanii
Lineage: Eukaryota; Fungi; Ascomycota; Eurotiomycetes; Eurotiales; Aspergillaceae
Product: RHO alpha subunit C-terminal catalytic domain-containing protein
Exons: 2
Coding region: 1-1122 (373 amino acids)
Molecular function (GO): iron ion binding; 2 iron, 2 sulfur cluster binding
Source: RefSeq, a predicted model, not a curated record